Messenger RNA from Arachis duranensis, 1149 nucleotides. Its product is annotated as ethylene-responsive transcription factor ERF105. Gene Ontology annotation, molecular function: DNA binding; DNA-binding transcription factor activity. Lineage: Eukaryota; Viridiplantae; Streptophyta; Magnoliopsida; Fabales; Fabaceae. Gene Ontology annotation, biological process: regulation of DNA-templated transcription; ethylene-activated signaling pathway. The coding region runs from base 186 to 929 and encodes 247 amino acids. The record is from RefSeq and is a predicted model, not a curated record. The transcript has a single exon.
CACUUUCCACUCAACAAAACAAAACAACUAAUUCAAUUCCCCUUUUCUUAGACUCCUCCUUUCGGCAAUCCUUCAAAUUAUUAAACCCUUCUUAGUUCUAUGCAAUCCUUCAAAUUAUUAAACCCUUCUUAGUUCUAUGCAAUCCUUUAAUUCUGCCCUCGGACUUAAUUAGAACUUAGAGAAGUAUGCAAGCCUUUGACUCCAAUAUGAGCAUCAGUGAUCAUUUGCAACCCCAAUCAACUAAUAAUGUAAAACCAAACUAUGUUUCAAGCCACCCCAACAAUAUUCAAAUUCCUCAAACUCAAGCCUCUUUCUCUAUGCCUCCAACAUCCUCAAACUUAAGCAACCGCAAGCCCUUCUUGAAGAACAUCUCAAUCCCUUCAACAAGACCAGCCCUCACAAUGACCUUCACACAACAAAAUGAAAGAACAACCGUUAAUUGCAGCAACCAAAGUUUCUCGGAAAAUUGUUAUCCGAACGAGGAUAAGCAUUAUAGAGGCGUUAGGAGACGACCAUGGGGGAAGUUUGCCGCAGAGAUUCGCGACCCGAAUCGGAAAGGAUCCAGGGUGUGGCUCGGAACAUUUGACACAGCCAUAGAAGCUGCUAGAGCAUACGAUAGAGCUGCUUUCAAGAUGAGAGGAAGCAAAGCUAUACUGAACUUCCCUAUUGAAGUUGGAGAAUACUCUAAAGAAUGUUCAGUUUCUUGCUCAAUAAUGAAGGUUGGUGGGAAGAGGAGAAGAGAAAAUGAUGAAGAGGGUAGUGAAAAUGUUGUGGAGAGUAACAAUAAGAAGCAAGUGAAGAAAGAGGAGUGCUUUACGGCAUGUCCUUUGACACCAUCGUGUUGGAAAGGGUUUUGGGACACCGAAGUUAUGGGAACAAUCUUUAGUGUUCCUCCUUUGUCACCUUUAUCUCCACUCAUGGUUGUUUGAGUAUUGAGACUUUGAUUUCCUUUCUUACUUGUUAGAACUUAGAAAAUGAAGAGUAAUCCAAAGAUAGUUGGUUAACAAAAUAUGCUAUUUAAAUAUCUUCAUUUGAUAUUCAUAGGGGUGUAUAAUUUAGAGUAUAAAAGCAUCAUAAAUGUUUGCACCAUUUUGUGUAAAAGAUAAAUUUUGAGUAAAGUAUCAUUUUUGUCCUCAACGAUUGGGAUAA